AAUGAUUCAUUACUUAUCUAAAAUCGACAACUUUGGAGCUGAAUUUAAACAAAGAAUUGUACAUUCAGAAUAAGAACAUAAAUCUAUUAUUGGAGGCAUAUUUACACUUUCAGUCUAUAGUGUAUGUAUGGCUUAUUUUAUUUUUGUUUUGUAAUAAUGGGCAUCUGGACAGAUAUUACCCAAAAUCCUUAUUGAAACUGCAGUUGCAGCUUUUGAAAAAUUUGAAAUGCCAGAAGAAUUAAUAGAAUUAUCUUUUGUUCGUUAUGAUGAUUCAAUCAUUGAUCCUUUUGCUACACAAGGAAAUAUAUUGAUGCCUAUUGCAGUCAUAUUAGAAAAUAAUAAACCAAUAUCCUAUUAAUCUAUAUUGACUAAUACUGAAAUAUCAAAUUAUGGAACAAAUCGGAUAGAAAUGGAGAGAAUGGAAAUUGUUAAAAAUGCUCGUAAUGAUAAAACACAGGAAAAUUGUAGAUAUUACUAUUUAUUAAUAACUACUUGUUAAUAGUAAUACUUAAAAGAGAAUCAAACUUGUGCUUCAAAUGAAGAAAUAUAAAGUUAUAUGAAAAGUACAUUAGUUCCUAUAGAAGUUGAAGUUAAAUUAUAAUAAUUUAAUACAAGAAAUAAAGAUCUAUAUGAAGUGGAAAAAUUAUUACAAUUUAGUCUACAAUAAAAUUUAACUCUCAAAGCAGAGUUGUUAUUUCAAAAAACAAAUACAGUAAUAGAUGAUCAUUUGAUAUUUUAAAAUUCUCAUUCAUUCACUUAUUUUUCUGAUUUUAGUGUUUUGACCUAAACUAUUACAAAAAAUAAAAAUGUAUAAAUAAUAAAAGAUGAAGUGUUAUUUGAGAUAGCUUUUAAAGUUGAUCCUAUUGAAGUAAAAUAAUCAGUUACUUAUGUUAAAAUAGGAGAAAUGUUGGCUGAAGUUGGAUCUAUAGCAAGUCUAUUAUUAGCAGCUUCUUGGUUUAUUCAAUAAUUUAAUAGAGAAGAAAUGGAAAAUACAAUUAUUGAUGAAAUAAUUAGUGUUUAUUAUCCAUAAUUUCGAAAUCUAAGAAAAGUCAAAAAUUGUAUGGGUAAAACAAUUGAAAUUAAGCAUGAAAAAGAAUUGAUUAAUUAAGAAGAAUUUCAAAAAUGGUAUGAAAAAGUUCGAAAAAGUGUGUUACUAAAACUUUCAGUUGUCAAUUAAUUGCAUGAAAUAUCACGAUUGUAUUUUAUACUACGUUCAUAAACAACAUAUUAAUAAAUGUUGAAAUAUUAAAAUUAUGGUAUCCAAUUACCAUCUAAAAUAUUUGAAAAACAUAGUGAUGAGAUUAAUAAUGAAUUACCUUCUAAGGAAAUGAAAAUAGAGGAUUAUGAUCUUGAAUCAUCAAAUAUGAUAACUAGUGGUUUAUGUGAUGAAGAUUUGAAUAUACUCAGUUAUAAGAAAAUAAGUAUUCAUCAAUCUUGA
This is a messenger RNA of Paramecium pentaurelia, 1438 nucleotides long. The record is from the annotation of a GenBank genome assembly. Lineage: Eukaryota; Ciliophora; Oligohymenophorea; Peniculida; Parameciidae.